Hippopotamus amphibius kiboko is the source of this 1989-nucleotide messenger RNA. RefSeq names its product ASPSCR1 tether for SLC2A4, UBX domain containing (gene ASPSCR1). The record is from RefSeq and is a predicted model, not a curated record. NCBI's taxonomy places the organism in Eukaryota, Metazoa, Chordata, Mammalia, Artiodactyla, Hippopotamidae. Gene Ontology annotation, molecular function: protein binding. Bases 329 to 1888 code for a protein of 519 amino acids. The transcript has 16 exons.
CCACUUCUGCGCCGGGCUCCGAGCUCAGGGCCCAUGGGGACCAGGGCGGCCGAGCCGUCGUGAGGGGCUGGCGGGGGUCGCAGCCCCUGCCACCCCCACCCGAGUCCGCGGCGCUCCGAGGCCGCUUCCCAGGGCCCCCGACCCGUGUCCCCACCCCGGGCUCGCCCUCCGGCUCGGUGUGCUGUGGCCGGGUAUGCUGAGUCACUCACUCGCUGCACUCACCGGGCAGCUGGCAGACGUCGAACCCAUCACGUCGGAAAUGCUUGUUGGACCCUGCUGUGUAGGGGAUGGCGCACACACACGGUGGGGCAGGGGGCUGAGCCGAUGAAUGGUCCUGGAGGACACCUGCCGUCGGCAAGACUUUGACCCCAACGAGUACGACCUGAAGUUUCAGAGGAAUGUGCUUGACCUCUCUCUCCAGUGGAGAUUCGCCAAUCUGCCCAAUAACGCCAAGCUGGAGAUGGUACCCAUCUCCCGGAGCCGCGAGGGGCCCGAGAACAUGGUGCGCAUUGCUCUCCAGUUGGACGAUGGCUCUAGGUUGCAAGACACUUUCUGCUCAGGUCGGACACUCUGGGAGCUUCUCUGCCAUUUUGCCCAAGUCAGGGAACGUCUAGAGCAGCCGUGUGAGGCCAGCCCGGUCUGUGUGUACAUGAGGGAUGAGGUGACCGGCAGAGCUGCCUUGCAGAGCACGACGCUGCAUUCGCUGGGCCUCACCGGGGGCAGUGCCAUCAUCAGGUUUUCCAUGAGGCGAUGUGACUCCGCUGGCAAGCAGGGGCCCGGGGCCUCCUGGAGCAGAAGCCCAGGAAGCCCGGUCCCCUCCACGUCACCCGACCAGGCAGCCAGCAGCCCUCUGCUUCCGCUGAGCUCAGCGGGGCUCAGCCAGGGCGAUGUGAGCCGUCAGGAUGGGGCAGCGAGCCCCGGGGCCGGCCGCGUGGAGGGCGUGGGCCCGAAGCCAGUGGACGCUCAGGCGAAGCAGAUCUCUAAGGAGCCCACACCAGCCCCCUUUGUUCCUUUCUCGGGUGGGGGACAGCGACUAGGGGGCCCCUCCGGGUCCGCGAGGCCUCCGAUGUCAUCUUCAGCCAAACUGCCAAAGUCCUUCUCCAGCCCCGCAGGCCCCUCCAAGCCAAAGAAGUCGAGGCCUGGCCAGGAUCCUCAGCCAGAGAUGGAGCCGCCGGUGGAUCGAGACCCCGUGGUGUGCCACCCUGAUCUGGAGGUGCUGCUCCAGGCCUGGCCCACGGAGCUGCCUGACGAGUUCUUCGAGGUGACCGUGGAUGACGUCAGAAGACGCUUGGCCCAGCUCAAGAGUGAGCGGAAGCGCCUGGAAGAAGCCCCCUUGGUGACCAAGGCUUUCAGGGAGGCUCAGAUGAAGGAGAAGCUGCAGCGCUACCCCAAGGUGGUCUUGAGGGUGCUGUUUCCUGACCGCUACAUCCUGCAGGGCUUCUUCCGCCCCAGCGAGACGGUGGGGGAUUUGCGGGACUUUGUGAGGAGCCACCUGGGCAACCCCGAGCUGCCGUUCUACCUGUUCAUCGCUCCUCCAAAAACCAUCCUGGACGACCACACACUGACCCUCUUUCAGGCAAACCUCUUCCCUGCCGCCCUUGUACACUUUGGACCUGAGGAGCCGACAGGCAUCUACCUGGAGCCCAGGCUGCUGGAACACACCAUCUCCCCAUCUGCAGCGGACGUGCUCGUGGCCAGGUGCAUGUCCAGGGCCGCUGGAACCCCACCCCCGCCGCCAGCCCCUGACCCUGUGCCCCUUGAGUUGGAGCCAACUGGUGAGGAAGGGGCGGUGGGGCCCCCUGAGCCCAGCCCUGGGACGGCCCAGCCCGUGAGGAGGGAUUUGGGCAAGGUGCCCAAGUGGCUGAAGCUGCCAGCCGGCAAGAGGUGAGAGCUGCCCAAGAGGUGAGAGCUGCCAGCCCAGAGGUGCCUACUCUGCCAGCCACUGGACCCCUGCCCACCCUGAGCGGGAAUAAACACGCGAGCCUCUCU